GCGGGGUUUGUAUUCUCCAGGCUCCUGGACGUAUCUACGAUUAUACGAGUGACUGGAAUCCGAGGCCCGGCCCGAUCUGGGUGUGAUAGAGUUCCGGAUCUGCACGGCUGGGUGUUAACGUCACAGGGCUCUGAGUGCCCCGCUGCUGAUUGCGAGUGGGCUCCGUGUGCCCCCUGCCCUGGUGCGAUCAGAGUCCAUCCCUCUGACCGAGGUUAUAGCGGUGCCUGGGUCCCCCCCUCCUGCAGAGGUGUGAGUGUAAGCGGGCUCCGGGCGCCCCCUGCCCGGCUUUGAGCGUGAGAGGGGUCUGGGUCCCCUCCGGGCGGGCACCAUGAGCACGGGCUGUGACCUGUCCCGCAGGAACCCGCAGGAGGACUUCGAGCUCAUCCAGAGGAUUGGCAGCGGCACCUAUGGCGAUGUGUACAAGGCUCGGAAUGUUAACACUGGAGAGCUGGCUGCAAUUAAGGUCAUUAAACUGGAACCAGGGGAAGAUUUUGCCGUGGUGCAGCAGGAGAUUAUAAUGAUGAAAGACUGCAAGCAUACAAACAUUGUUGCUUAUUUCGGCAGCUAUCUAAGACGGGAUAAGCUGUGGAUCUGCAUGGAGUUUUGUGGAGGAGGCUCCUUACAAGACAUCUACCAUGUAACGGGGCCGUUGUCGGAACAACAGAUUGCGUAUGUUUCCAGGGAAACGCUGCAGGGACUGUAUUAUUUGCAUAAUAAAGGGAAAAUGCAUAGGGACAUAAAGGGAGCAAACAUUUUAUUAACAGAUAAUGGACACGUGAAACUGGCUGACUUUGGAGUGUCUGCGCAGAUUACAGCAACAAUUGCAAAAAGGAAGUCUUUCAUUGGAACGCCAUACUGGAUGGCUCCUGAAGUAGCUGCCGUUGAAAGAAAGGGGGGGUACAACCAGUUAUGUGACAUUUGGGCCGUCGGAAUAACAGCCAUAGAGCUUGCUGAACUCCAGCCUCCGAUGUUUGACCUGCAUCCAAUGAGGGCAUUGUUUCUAAUGACUAAAAGUAACUUCCAGCCUCCAAAGUUAAAAGACAAAAUGAAAUGGUCAAAUAGUUUCCAUCAUUUUGUCAAAAUGGCCCUCACAAAAAAUCCCAAGAAAAGGCCCACAGCAGAAAAAUUGUUACAGCAUCCUUUUGUUACCCAGCCGUUAAAUCGCACUCUCGCUAUCGAGUUGUUGGAUAAGGUGAACAAUCCUGACCACUCUACUUUCCAUGACUUUGAUGAGGAUGACCCUGAGCCUCCAGUUGUCGUACCUCACAGGAUUCACUCAACCAGUAGGAGCGUCCGAGAAGAAAAAACACGCUCAGAGAUUAACUUUGGCCAAGUGAAGUUCGAUCCACCUAUGAGAAAGGAGACUGAGCCGCAUCAUGAGCUGCUCGACAGGGACGAUUUUUUGGACAGUGCAGAAGAAAUAUACUACACAGCAAGAUCUAAUAUGGAUCUUCAGUUGGACUACGGCCAGGGUCCGCAGAGCGGUGGUUUUCUUGGUGGAAGCAAGAGUCUCUUGAAAUCAGUUGAAGAAGAGCUUCACCAACGGGGACAUGUGGCACAUUUAGAAGAUGAUGAUGGGGAUGAUGAUGAAUCUAAACACUCAACAAUAAAACCUAAGGUGCCCCCACCGCUGCCACCAAAGCCAAAAUCUAUAUUUAUACCACAAGAAGCAAAUGCAUCUGAAGACGAUAACCAAGGAACGAUCAAGAGGUGUCCAGUCCCAGAGAGCCCAGCACGGCCAGCAUCUUACGUACCUCCAAGACCACCUCCUCCACGGUUACCCUCCUACAAGCCAAAUGCGUUAGGCAAUGGAGUGGGUUCAUUCCAGCUUAAUGGGGAUCGGGAGGCAUCUUCGUUAGCCCAACAGGGGGAAAACAGAAGUUCUAAAUCACUGAACGUGCCUACGCGGAAAGAAAAAAAGGACCUGCCGAAACCAAUUAGCAAUGGACUUCCACCUACGCCUAAAGUGCACAUGGGUGCGUGUUUUUCCAAAGUAUUUAAUGGUUGCCCUUUGAGGAUUCAUUGUGCGACUUCCUGGAUAAAUCCAGAUACAAGAGAUCAGUAUCUGAUAUUUGGCGCAGAGGAAGGGAUUUACACCUUGAAUCUUAAUGAGCUGCAUGAAACGUCAAUGGAGCAGCUUUUCCCAAGAAGAUGUACCUGGUUAUAUGUAAUGAAUAACUGCCUUCUUUCAAUAUCUGGAAAAGCUUCACAACUUUAUUCACACAACCUCCCCGGACUGUUUGAUUAUGCAAGGCAGAUGCAGAAAUUGCCUGUCGCCAUUCCAGCCCACAAGCUUCCCGACCGGAUACUCCCCAGGAAGUUUGCUGUUUCUGCAAAAAUCCCUGAUACAAAAUGGUGUCAGAAGUGCUGUGUUGUGAGGAAUCCUUACACAAGCCAUAAGUACCUGUGUGGAGCCCUGCAGUCCAGCAUUAUAUUGUUAGAAUGGGUUGAACAAAUGCAGAAGUUUAUGCUAAUCAAGCACAUAGACUUUCCCCUGCCUUGUCCCCUCAUGAUGUUGGAGAUGCUUGUGGUACCUGAGCAGGAGUACCCGUUAGUCUGCCUUAGCGUCAGCAGAGGAACUGAUUUCAACCAGGUUGUACGGUUUGAGACGCUUAACCCCAACUCUACGUCUUCGUGGUUCACAGAAACAGAUACCCCACAAUCAGAUGUCGUACAUGUAACGCAGCUGGAAAGGGACACGAUUCUUGUCUGUCUGGAUCGCUCUAUAAAGAUUGUCAAUCUCCAAGGAAGAUUAAAGUCAAGUCGGAAGUUGUCCUCCGAACUGACAUUUGAUUUCCAGAUAGAGUCCAUAGUUUGCCUACAAGACAGUGUCCUUGCUUUUUGGAAGCAUGGAAUGCAAGGUAGAAGCUUCCGAUCAAAUGAAAUAACCCAGGAAAUCUCAGACAACACGCGGAUAUUCCGACUGCUUGGUUCUGACAGGGUGGUGGUUCUGGAAAGUAGGCCCACGGACAACCCCACAGCUAACAGCAACCUUUACAUUCUAGCAGGCCACGAGAACAGUUACUGAAAAAACCUUGCGUGGACGCACAUGGUCACGAGAACACUAUUGCUGCAAUGUUACCAGGAGCUUCAAAUCAGACAUAGGUCGCAAAAAAGUGGCCAAUUUUUAUAUAGAGAGAAAUAUAUAUAUAUAUAAAUAAUUUAUUGUGGCAUGACAAAGAUGAGGAUUAUGUUGCCAUGAUGUGGAGCGGGUAUAAUCAUGAAGCCGUUCCCACAGAAGCGCUACAUUCACAGUGACGUUAUCUUUGUACAUACCAGUAGUAUUAUUUCUUUACCUCGCUGCCGUGGCUGUAACUUGUCAUUGCUGAAGACCUCUGCAAAAUCCCAAUGUAUAUAGCGUUCCUUUUAUCACGUACAGGUGUCUUAAUUGUACAGAUGUAAAGGUUGUCAGACAAACAAACAAACAAAAAACCCAGGGAGGGCGAGGGUGGAUACUGUACCCACAGUUCCUCAUACGAGGCGACCGAGCGGCCAUUUUGGAAAGGAACACAACGCAUUUAUUAACACUAUUGUAUUUUUUAUUCUGUGUAAUUUAGUAAUGCCAAUAUACAUUUUUUUUUUGUAAGUUUAAAAAGGAAAAAAAAAAAAAACAUUAUAGCUUGGUUGUAAGAAUUUUUAUGAUACCUUUAACUUUAAUGCAAGUACACUGGUGUUUUUAUUUGCACAAGGUAUUGUUAUGUGAUGUAAUGCGUCACAAAGCUAGGCAGUGACCGCUGUGAAAACGCAUCAGCUAAUGAUAUCUCUUUCGCCUUUGCUUGCUGCGUUUAUACAAGAUGACAACAUGUAAUAGGAUUAUAUGUGUGGGUGUAUAUAUAUAUAUAUAUAUAUAUAUAUA
Spea bombifrons (plains spadefoot toad) is the source of this 3856-nucleotide messenger RNA. RefSeq names its product mitogen-activated protein kinase kinase kinase kinase 3 (gene MAP4K3). The record is from RefSeq and is a predicted model, not a curated record. Gene Ontology annotation, biological process: protein phosphorylation. Gene Ontology annotation, molecular function: MAP kinase kinase kinase kinase activity; ATP binding. NCBI's taxonomy places the organism in Eukaryota, Metazoa, Chordata, Amphibia, Anura, Pelobatidae. The transcript is spliced from 34 exons. The coding region runs from base 329 to 3028 and encodes 899 amino acids.